GUGCAACCGUUCACAUCGCCCAGGCCAGACCUACCAUCUUUUCAACUGAACUUCUAUGAUGAGCGUGAUCGUUGUCUACAAAGUAGGAUUCUCUUUGAAGAUCCAGAAUUUCCGGCGUGCGAUGCGAGUCUCUUCUACAGUAAACCAAGCUCGCGUCACAUUCAGUGGCUGAGACCCGGAGAGAUUGUUAAUGAACCACAAUUGAUAGUGGAAGGUCAUUCGAGGUUCGACGUAAAACAAGGUGCUCUCGGCGAUUGUUGGUUGUUAGCCGCAGUUGCCAAUCUAACACUUCGCGAUGAACUCUUUUAUCGUGUUGUGCCUCCCGAUCAGAGUUUCACAGAAAACUAUGCGGAGAUCGCUAAGGAGCAGGAUUCGUUUAAAAUGCUGAAUAUUUUUGCAGGUAUAUUCCACUUCCAAUUCUGGCAUUACGGUGCCUGGGUGGAUGUUGUGGUUGAUGAUCGUUUACCGACCAAAAAUGGUGAACUAAUUUAUAUGCAUUCGGAGGAAAACAAUGAAUUUUGGAGUGCACUUCUUGAGAAGGCGUAUGCGAAGUACGAUUGUGAGGAGUUGAUUUGCCAACUAAUUUUCAGACUGUACGGUUCAUACGAAGCAUUAGAAGGUGGAUUAACGUCUGAGGCGUUGGAAGAUUUUACGGGUGGAUUAAUUGAGCAGUAUGAUCUUCAUAAAUAC
Molecule: messenger RNA, 690 nt
Organism: Anisakis simplex (herring worm)
Lineage: Eukaryota; Metazoa; Nematoda; Chromadorea; Rhabditida; Anisakidae
Source: the annotation of a GenBank genome assembly